AUGUACGAGUUCAAAGAUGGACUGGAUCAUGCACAGUAUUUGGACUCCAAGGAUCCUCUGGGGGCCUUCCGAAAGAGGUUCUACUUGAGGGAAGACACCGUCUACCUGUGCGGCAACUCCCUCGGUCUAGCCUCGAAGGACGCAGAAAACUCGCUAUUCAAUGUACUCGACGAGUGGAAGUAUGAAGGCGUCCAGCUGUGGAGUCAAAACAACAACAAAUUCCUCAAAUAUUCCGCGUACCUGGCAAAGUUAAUGGCGCCGCUAGUGGGAGCGGACGCCAAGGAAAUAGCGCUCUCUGGAUCGACGACGGUGAGCAUACACCAGUGCAUCAGCACCUUCUACAAACCGAGGGAGGAUAGAUAUAAAAUACUAGUCGACGACGUUAAUUUCUCGUCCGACAGGUACGCCGUGGACAGCCAAGUGAGACUAAAAGGAUACGAUCCGGCAGAAGCAGUCAAAGUGGUGAAGUGUAGAGGAAGGUUUAUGAGCGAGGACGACGUAAUAUCCGCCAUGACUCCAGAGGUAGCGCUCGUACUCCUCCCAGUCGUAUACUACAGGUCUGCUCAGAUUCUGGACGUUAAGAGAGUCACCGAUGCGGCCAAAUCGAGGGGAAUUUUCAUCGGAUGGGAUAUGUGUCACGCUGCUGGAGUCAUCGACUUCGAUUUGAGGUAUCUGGACGUAGAUUUUGCUGUGUGGUGCACGUACAAAUACCUCAAUGGGGGCCCUGGUGCGCCAUCCGCCUUGUACAUAAACAAGAAACACUUCCACCUCACGCCCGGGAUGUGCGGUUGGUUCGGCAACCGAGUGGAGACCCAGUUCAAAUUGAACCAGGAAUUCGACCACAAAAAGGACGCGAACGGCUGGCAGAUCGGCACGCCGCAUCUGCUCUCGAUGGGUCCUCUGGAAGGAUCCCUCAAGAUGUUUCUAGAGGCCGGCAUGACGAAUGUGAGACUGAAGUCUUUGAAGAUCACGGCGUACCUGAUGUAUUUGUCUGAUCUGAGGCUGUCCUACUACGGUUUCGACAUCGGAAACCCGAGGGAGGAUGAUAGGAGAGGUGGCCACGUUUGCUUGAGGCAUCGUGAGGCUUACAGGAUCUCAAUAGCCUUAAAAAAUAUGGGGGUAGUCCAGGAUUUUCGACCACCGAACGUAAUAAGAAUCACGCCGGCAGCUCUCUACACAUCAUAUGAGGAGGUAUACAGAGUGGUAGAGAUGAUCCUAUUGAUUGUUAAAAACGAAACCUACAAAUCUAUCUCUACAAGACGAAGUGUUGUAGUGUAA
Molecule: messenger RNA, 1278 nt
Organism: Aricia agestis (brown argus)
Lineage: Eukaryota; Metazoa; Arthropoda; Insecta; Lepidoptera; Lycaenidae
Gene: Kynu
Product: kynureninase-like
Exons: 1
Coding region: 1-1278 (425 amino acids)
Biological process (GO): NAD+ biosynthetic process
Cellular component (GO): cytoplasm
Molecular function (GO): pyridoxal phosphate binding; kynureninase activity
Source: RefSeq, a predicted model, not a curated record